Drosophila willistoni is the source of this 611-nucleotide messenger RNA. RefSeq lists its product as uncharacterized. The record is from RefSeq and is a predicted model, not a curated record. NCBI's taxonomy places the organism in Eukaryota, Metazoa, Arthropoda, Insecta, Diptera, Drosophilidae. The transcript has 2 exons. The coding region runs from base 73 to 504 and encodes 143 amino acids.
UCAACCCAUGAACAGCUAUCAGUACAAAUUUUGAUAUCGAGCUGAACAGACGUAGCUUUUAAAUUGCUAAAAAUGGGUGAAUGGGUGCGCUCGUCUGUUAAUUCUCCUUUACCGCCUAACGCCUUUCUUGCUGGAAGGCAUAGUGAUGGAUCAGAUAUGUAUGUGGGUCGUGCUAUUCAUGAGGGUGAUAUACUUCCAGCCAAGCUGAUUCCCAGAAAGAGAAAGGCCUUUAUAUCUUAUGACAGAUUGGAACAUGAAAUUACCCACUAUGAUGUGUUGGUAGGUCAGGGAUACGAUUGGGUUGCUAGCGGAGAUGGGCUUGUUCCGGAUGAUGCAGUCUACACUGGAAGAACUAGUUCUGGUGAACUUCUUUAUGUUGGCCGCGCAGUGUAUAAAAAUACGAUGACUGUAGGAAAAGUGCAUCCAUCGAAUGGCUGUCUCUUUCUGUCAUUUGAUGGCGAAGAGAUUUCUGUUGAGAGUUAUGAGGUGUUAGUCAGAAAAUAAAUCCAAAUCAUUUUAUUCAUUCGUUUGAACUAAUUGUAAUCAUUUACAUACUUAAAUUAAAAGCAGCGCCAUUUACAUAGAUUAAUAAAUAUCCAUUUAAUGCUCAA